Molecule: messenger RNA, 1329 nt
Organism: Zingiber officinale
Lineage: Eukaryota; Viridiplantae; Streptophyta; Magnoliopsida; Zingiberales; Zingiberaceae
Product: protein RETICULATA-RELATED 3, chloroplastic-like
Exons: 1
Coding region: 90-1178 (362 amino acids)
Source: RefSeq, a predicted model, not a curated record
AUUAUUUUCUUUACUCCUUUAUUUUUCCAUCCAUUUUCUUGUCUAUAUAAAGCCCCUCUCCAUCCAUUUUCUGGAGACUCCAAUCCGCCAUGGCCGUCCAGCUUCGCUUCUCCCACCCCAAUCCUCACGCUGCCGACAUUCCCGCCGGCAGUCGUCUCCCCUCCGCCCCUCUUCUCAUCUCUGCCCACAACACCUUUCGCGAUUUGUGCUCCCUCCGCUUUACUCUCUCGAAGCCUAACCUUCCACGAGCUCUCUCCUCCUCCGACCUCCUCUCCCUUGGAGGAGGAUCUGGCGAUAACAUUCACUCUGGUGGACCCCCGGGAGGCGGCAGCGGAGGAUCUGGCUCUGAUGGAACUCCCGGCGACCAUCACGACGAGGAGCGCUCCCAUUAUUCCAGCCCGCUCGAUAUUUUUCUAGAGGGUUGGCGGGCGAGGGUUUCGGCCGAUCCAAAGUUUCCCUUCAAGGUCCUCAUGGAAGAACUCGUGGGCGUGAGCGCCUGCGUCCUCGGCGACAUGGCGUCCCGCCCCAACUUCGGCCUCCACGAGCUUGACUUUGUCUUUUCCACCCUCGUGGUUGGAUCAAUUCUCAAUUUCGUCCUAAUGUACCUUCUCGCACCUACCUCCGCCACCGUCGCCGCAUCCUCCGCCCUCCCUGGAGUGUUUGCUUCCUGCCCCACCGGCCACAUGUUCGAGCCAGGGUCCUACUCUCUGUUAUCACGUCUCGGCACUCUUGUUUAUAAAGGUGCGACCUUUGCGGCUGUUGGAUUUGCCGCUGGGCUCGUAGGGACAGCUAUCUCAAAUGGAUUGAUUGCUCUGCGCAAGAGAAUGGAUCCCGAGUUUGAGGUCCCCAAUAAGCCCCCGCCUACGCUGCUGAACUCAGGCACUUGGGCAUUGCACAUGGGUUUGAGCAGUAACUUCCGUUAUCAAACUCUGAAUGGGUUGGAGUUCGUAUUGGACAAAGUGUUGCCGCCGGCCGGAUUUAAGACUUCAGUACUGGUUUUGAGGUGCUUGAAUAAUGUAUUGGGUGGGAUGUCAUUUGUGUUACUCGCGAGACUGACUGGGUCACAAAAGGUAGAAGUAGAGAAGGGAGAAGAGAAACAGAGGUUGAUUGAUAAUGGUGUAUCUGCAGGUUCCAAGGUUGAAAGUAUUGAUUUGCAGAGGAGUGAAUCAGUUAAGUGAUUAUGUAAGUCGUGGUUAUAGUCAGUUUCCCAAUUAGCUGCAGUUUGGGAGGUAUUUGUACUGAACCAAGUAGUUUCACCUUGAAAUUCCUCAGAGUACGUGCAGUUUCUUUUAAAUAUUGAAUGAAUAAGUAGAGGUAUGGUUUUUAUCC